Pleuronectes platessa (European plaice) is the source of this 4257-nucleotide messenger RNA. Its product is annotated as B-cell receptor CD22. The transcript is spliced from 13 exons. The record is from RefSeq and is a predicted model, not a curated record. The coding region runs from base 136 to 3666 and encodes 1176 amino acids. NCBI's taxonomy places the organism in Eukaryota, Metazoa, Chordata, Actinopteri, Pleuronectiformes, Pleuronectidae.
UCAAGAGGAAGGAAGCCAGGCUGUUAACUGAUCUAUUAUUUCUAUCUCUCAUCGUGUCUGGCUGACAAACAUCAUUUCUCAAGAGUGGAAUCUAGCUGCUGAUGAGGCUUCACCACAGAGACGUGAGAAGCAACGAUGGGUUUGAGAGAAGCAGCGAGUUGCUUUGUCAUCUUCCUUCUCUCUGUGUCAGUGGUGCAGGGUGUGGAUCCCUGGGGGGUGAGGUGCACUCCGACUCAGAUCUGUGCUGUAAAAGGAUCACAGGUGCAAAUACGCGGCUCCUACUGGCACCCAUCCAGAAUAGAUGGCCAUGAUGUUGCAGUGGAGAAAACGUUGUGGUUUACUAAAGUGCAGGAUGGUCAACCUGUGGAUCUGAGAUCAGCCUCUGAGUACACAGGUCGUGUGAAGUAUGACUGUGGAAACAAGGCCUGCACUCUGACCAUCACAGACCUGAGAGACAGCGACUCUGAUGUGUACCAGUUCAGGUUCACAACCAACCAACCUACUGGGAGUUUAACUGGUUCACCUGGAGUCACUCUGUCUGUCACAGGUGUCCAGGCGCACAUUCCAAAAUCCUCAAGUUGCUGGUGGUAUGACUGUUCAAAGUCACGUGUGGAGUGUCAAACCAGUUGUUCUCCAACUCCCAGUCCGUCCUACAUCUGGUACAAGAAUGGAAAAAAGACACCGGGAGAACAAUCUUAUACAGCCUACUUUUAUUCAGCAGACAGUAUUUCCUGUGCUGUGAGAGGCCACGAGGAUUUCCCCUCUGCUCCAGUGUGUGUCCAUGGAAAUUCAUGCUACAGAGUGAAUUACAUCAACAGGAACAUCUGUGCCUUUAAAGGCUCCUCAGUGGACAUCUCUUGCAGUUACAACAGUCAAUCUAAUCCUAUCACAUCUAAGUCCUGGUUGGUUGCUGAGCGUGAGGAUGUGCAGCUGUAUCGUCCUCAAGCUGUGGACUUACUCAAAGACCCAGAGUUCACACAUCGUGUUCAGGUCCUUGAUCCAGAGCCAGGGCGCUCCACUCUGAGGAUAAUGAACCUCAGACUGAGUGAUUCAGCCCAGUAUCGCUUCACAUUCAAAUCACAGUGGUUUGAAUGGGAGAGAAGUUUCCCUGGCACAACUCUGACUGUCACAGAUGUUCAGGUGAUCUGUUCUCCGAUUGGUCCAACACUGACUUGUCAUAGCAGCUGUCUUCUCUCUGGUCGUCCCUCCUUUGUCUGGUUCAAGAAUGGAACAGAAGUUCACGGGGAAACGUCUCCAACUUUCAGGGGAUUCCUUCACCCUGAAAACAACUAUUCCUGUGCUUAUGAGCAUCACCACUCGUCCCCUGUGUAUGCUCCGAAGGUUCCUUUAGUGCAGCUGAGUCAACCUGGAGACAUUCUGAAGGACAGCUCGGUGUCUCUGACCUGCAGCAGUGAUGCUAACCCACCCCCUGCAUACACCUGGUACAAGGAGAACCAGACUUUGCUCAACAGAGCAGCUCAGCUGGUUUUCAGCUCCAUCCCGUUGUCUGACUCUGGAGAAUAUUACUGCACAGCUGAGAAUGCGCUGGGGAAGACAGCGUCUAAACGUGUCUUAAUAAAUGUGAAAUAUGCUGUGUCAGUGAGUCCCUCUGGUGAGAUCAUGGAGGGCAGCUCGGUGACUCUGACCUGUAGCAGUGAUGCUAACCCAGCAGCUAACUACACCUGGUACAAGGAGAACCAAACUCUGCUUCAAGGACCAGAGGGUGUUUAUCGUCUCUCCUCCAUCAGCUCUGGGGACAGCGGGGUCUACUCCUGCAAGUCUGAGAAUCAGUACGGACGGAUCAACUCCACGGUGGUACAGUGUGAGAAUGGCUGGGAUGUGAGUUACACUUCUACUGAGAUCUGUGCCGUCAGAGGAUCAACAGUGGACAUUACCUGUACCUACACAUACCCAUCCACAUUUAAUAACCAUGAUACUACAGUUCAGGAACCUUUCUGGUUCAUUAAAGAGAGUAAUGGGAUUCACGUUGAUCUAAGGACUGAUCCGGAGUAUUCAGGUCGUGUGGAGAAUCUCUGUGGAAACAACAAGUGCACUCUGAGAAUCUCUAACCUGAGAGAGAGCGACUCAGCUGUGUACAAGUUCAGGUUCACAACAAACCAACCUACUGGGAGUUUAACUGGUUCAGCUGGAGUCACUCUGUCUGUCACUGAUUUGCAUGUGCAGGUGAGAGCAUCAGUGAAGAAUAGUUAUGACUCUUCUAUCUGGGCAGAGCUCAGGUGUCAGAGCAGUUGUCGUCUUCCUGAUCAUCUGAACUACGUCUGGUACAAGAAUCAACAGAAGAGGAAGGAAGGAGAAUCUUAUUCAGGUCAUUUUCAAUCUGCAGACACAGUUUCCUGUGCUGUUAAAGGACACGAGGAUUUCCGCUCUCCUUCAAUGUUGGUGAGUCAGAAUGGCUGGGAUGUGAGUUACACUUCUACUGAGAUCUGUGCCGUCAGAGGAUCAACAGUGGACAUUAACUGUACCUACACAUACCCAUCCACAUUUAAUAACCAUGAUACUACAGUUCAGGAAACUUUCUGGUUGAUUAAAGAGAGUAAUGGGAUUCACGUUGAUCUAAGUACUGAUCCAGAGUAUUCAGGUCGUGUUCAGAAUCUCUGUGAAAACAACAAGUGCACUCUGAGAAUCUCUAACCUGAGAGAGAGCGACUCAGCUGUGUACAAGUUCAGGUUCACAACAAACCAACCUACUGGGAGUUUAAAUGGUUUUGCUGGAGUCACUCUGUCUGUCACAGACCCUCAGCUCCAGGUACAUGUGAGGAGAUCAACAGCCAAUCCAUCUUCUACCUGGACAGAGCUGACCUGUCACAGCAGGUGUCAGCUCCCUGAUCAUCUUUCCUACGUUUGGUACAAUAACAAUAAACCUGUUGGACGAAAAAAAUACUUUCACCUCCGACACUUUAAUGCUGAAGACAGCUAUCAAUGUGCUAUAGAAGGACAUGAGCGUUUUACUUCUCCUACAUUGUAUGCUCCAAAGCCUCCCUCUGUGUCAGUGAGUCCCUCUGGUGAGAUCAUGGAGGGCAGCUCAGUGACUCUGACCUGCAGCAGUGAUGCUAACCCAGCAGCUAAAUACACCUGGUACAAGAGAAGAGGAGAUAAACAAGUUCAACAUCUCAGUGAAGAGACACAAUUUGUCCUCAGCUCCAUCAGGUCAUCAGACUCUGGAGAAUAUUACUGCACAGCUGAGAAUGAGCUGGGGAACACAGCGUCCAAACGUGUCUUAAUAAAUGUGAAAUACGCUCCAAAGCCUCCCUCUGUGUCAGUGAGUCCCUCUGGUGAGAUCAUGGAGGGCAGCUCAGUGACUCUGACCUGCAGCAGUGAUGCUAACCCAGCAGCUAAAUACACCUGGUACAAGGAGGACGAGGACUCACCAACAGCAUCAGGACAAAUCUUCACCAUCACUGAUAUCACAGCUGAACAUGGUGGAAAGUAUCAGUGUGAGGCCCAGAACACUGACGGACGUAGUAAGGCCACCUUACAUCUGACUGUUGGAGCAGGUGAUUGUAGCACUCUGACUUCUACAGCCUACAACCCCCCCCCCCACCUCUCUCCUUUUCAUUACAUAAGAACCCUAAACCAUCAAUACUCAGGAUUUCCAGAUGUCACAGCUGUUUAUCAAGCCCAUCAUAUUGCACAUGAACAAUACUGACUGACCAACAGCAUCACCUGGCAAACUGAUUAUUGAGGUCGUCAGCUGACACAAAAACUAGGUCAAAAAUUUUAUUGCUAAUAAUUUUUCUGGACUUUUAAAGUACAGUAGGUGAAGUUAUAUUGAAUCCGUCCCAUUCUUUGUCCUUUACAUUUUAAAUGUGCAGUUAUGGGUCGUUUGACUUCUGCCCCAUAGAUAUUCACAGUCAGACCAUCAGCAGCACAAAGAGGAAUCCACCCAGCGUCAGUAAAAACAUCCAUAAAGUUUUCACCAUCCUCAGUAAACUUGAAAGAUAUUUCCUUCACUGUGAACAUUCACGUGACGAGCAAACAGCUCUCAGCAGACAGACUGUGGUGAAAACAAAACCCUGGUCCUGUGCAUACGUCACACACACACCUCCCAGCAGGGGGAGCAGUGGAUCAUAAACAUUUUAAGAAACACGCCCACAAACAGGCCUCUUUGACAACUUAGAUCUCUUCACUUGUAUUAUUAGAAAAUAAACUGUCUUUAUAUUCAGUCUGAACAUCGAGUCAGGUUUAGCAAACAUGACAAAAGUUGUUUUUGUAAAUGUUUCGUCCUGCACCUUUAAGU